Molecule: messenger RNA, 750 nt
Organism: Aspergillus nomiae NRRL 13137
Lineage: Eukaryota; Fungi; Ascomycota; Eurotiomycetes; Eurotiales; Aspergillaceae
Product: HAD family hydrolase
Exons: 1
Coding region: 1-750 (249 amino acids)
Source: RefSeq, a predicted model, not a curated record
AUGUCCCAAACCAAUCAAGACCAAGAUCUAGCCACGUUUCGAACAUCAUUAUCGUCGAAAACAUGGUUCGGGUUCGACCUCGACGACACACUGCACGAAUUCCGUAAGGCAUCUGCCCAAGCAUCGUUAGCAGUCUUCACAGCGAUCCGGGAAGAAAGCCCAAAUAUCAAUCUCGACGACCUCAAGUCAUCCUACCGGGAUAUACUCGUCUCAACAACGGCGGGUGCAUUCGCGGACGGAAGGACAUCAGCCGAAUAUCGCAGGGAACGGUUCUCGCUUCUUCUCCAGGCCCAUGGACUGGAGGCACGGCUGGAGAGGCUGGACCGUCUCCUGGAAGUAUAUAAGAGUCAUCUACGGGCAGCGCUGACGCUGAAACCGGGGGCACUGCAACUACUCCAGCGGAUUAAGAGCCUCGGGAAGAAGGUCAUUGUGGUGACGGAGGGGCCGCAGGAUGCGCAGCAGUGGACUGUGGAGGAACUUGGGCUGGGACGGUACGUUGACGUGCUGGUCACGACUAAUGAGAUUGGGCUGUCGAAGGUUGAUGGGCUGUUUCCUGCUGUCUUGGAAAGGUAUGGGGUUGUUGCAGAGGAUAUGGUGUAUGUUGGGGAUAAUGAGAACCGGGAUGUUGUCCCGGCCCAGGCUGCGGGUGUUUUGGCUUUGCUGUAUGAUGAGAAGGGUGGUUGUUGGUUGGAUGAUUGUGCUGCGCUUCGGGUUGACUCUCUAGGAAAGCUGGAGGAUCUGUUGGGCUAA